Molecule: messenger RNA, 3874 nt
Organism: Xenopus laevis (African clawed frog)
Lineage: Eukaryota; Metazoa; Chordata; Amphibia; Anura; Pipidae
Gene: ankmy1.L
Product: ankyrin repeat and MYND domain containing 1 L homeolog
Exons: 17
Coding region: 364-3369 (1001 amino acids)
Source: RefSeq, a predicted model, not a curated record
GACUCCCUGAACAUCUUGUUGAGUUUAUACAGUAGCUCUGAGGUUGGCCUUGGUAUGUUAAAAAUAAGGUCAGUUCACAAAUGAAGAAGCUUAAAACCGUAUCACUUGUAUCAGUAGUGCUUCAGAACUACAUUUAAACAAAGACGUGGCCAUAGUUGCACAGAUAAUAUCAUACAAAACUAAUUUUUGUAUGAUAUUCCAUGCGUGUAUGAAAGGGAGACGAGCCAACAGAUAUCGGCAGAAGACUUUGAUAUCGGUCAGCUCCUCGAUCAGGCUGGACGGAAAAUUUUGAUUGGGCGCCUUUAAAGAACAUCGGCCAUUGUUGAUGCUGAAUCGUCAGCUACAGAUUUACAUUUUGCAGAUAUGGCAGAGAGCCCAGUGAGGCUGAAGUCACAGGAGAAAGAUGAGGAGACUAACAAAGGAAGCAGGCCGGAGAACCUUUACACAGAAGGAUAUCAGGAGAAGGUGGACAUGGAGGAAGGUUUGAUAGACACAGUCCUGAUUGACAGGCAGGAGCUAAGCAGAGAUCAAGACCAUUUGGAGCCAGAAAGGGAGUUGGAUCUUAAUAAACCAUCCAGCUUUAUAGACCUAAAUGAAGCAGUGGGACUCCAAGAGUGGCCUGAUGGAUCGCGCUAUAGAGGAGAUGUUUCUUUGGAUCUGAAGCUGGGCCAUGGUGAAUUCACUUGGGUUAAUGGAGAGAGCUACACUGGAGAGUUUUAUAAAGACCACCAACAUGGCAAAGGCAUUUAUACUUGGCCCGAUGGCUCCAAAUUUAGUGGAUCUUUUUACCUUAGCCGAAAAGAAGGCUAUGGAACCAUGGAAUUGCAAGAACACAAGAUAUACCAGGGCUUGUACAAAUCUGAUGUUCGAUAUGGGCCUGGCAUUGAGACCUGCAAUGAUGGUUGCCAGGAUGUAGGCAUUUGGCUUGGACACCACCUCAUAAGAUUAUGUAAUUUAGUGCCUGGGGUUCCUUCUGUGUCUUGUUACCCAGAGCUACUUCAGCAGUCUAAAGGGACAUCAUAUAAACAUGAUUGUCCCACUCCAGAGUCAGAGGAGAAACCGGCAGAAGAUCCUAUGCUGCACAGAUACAUGGUCCUUCUGGAAGAUAACUAUACUCUUCCAGAUAAAAUAUAUUCCUAUUCCACAAACACUGAUCAUCUCCCCCUCACUCCUUCUGAGUGCAAAGACUUUGAUCUACACUUCUACAGAGACCCAGAGCAACCAGACCAAGUUCCGGUUCCCAUGUGUCACAGAACAAUUACUAUCAAUGACAUGGAUGAAAUCCGAAUGCAUGUUCUCAAGCACAGGAAAAGCCCAGAAUACAUGACCUGGGAUAUCAGUUCUAUCGUGAAUGGCAGCCGCGAGAAGUUUGGUCCACGUGGCCCCCGGGAACGUGUCGCUGAGCAGCUUAUUCAGAUGGCUGGAGAAGGGGAUUAUGAUGGUGUUUCCAGGAUUCUGAGACAUGAUUUGGCACAUGUAGAUGUUGCUGAUUUCCAUGGGAAUACAGCUCUUCAUGCUGCUGCUGUCAACGGUCACAAUAAAAUGAUUAACCUUCUCCUGGACAAAGGAGCGGAUGUUAAUAAAUGCAACGACGAGGGCCUUUCAGCUUUGUCCUUGUGUAUGCUGCUUUCCUACAGUGCCAAAUCAUUCCGAGCCAAUGUGGCCGAGAGGAACCUCACACCAUGCGAGGAAUUCAGAAUGGAAGACUUCUCAACUGGCAGUAAUAAAGGAUUGGAUCCCCAACCGAGAUGCACUCAUUGUGAAAACUGCAUGUGUCUCUCUGAUGCUAUCAAUAAGGCCAGUCCUAUGUUAGAAGGUCAAGAAUAUUGUCCAGCCUCACGUUCUCAUAGGGUGGAAGAAAGAAGAGGUACUAUCCGGCUACUUCUCCUCCGGGGAGCAGACCCUAAUAGGUGCGGCGUACCAAUGCACGCCCUCUUCUUUGCAAUAAAGGCAGCUGAUGUCAGUAUCGUACAGUUACUCCUGGAGCAAGGGGCUCAAACUGAUAUACAACUUGGGACAAAGCAUGGAACAAUUACUCCCCUACAUCUGGCUGCAGCACUGCCGGGAGCAGAGGGGGUCAGAAUUACAGAGUUGCUGUUGCAUGCAUCCGCUGACCCUAAUGCUAGAGCAGGAGACAGAGAUUACAUAUAUGAAUAUGACAGGGGUGAACUCCCAAACAGCGUCAUUGGCUUUCCUAUGAAAGGUUUUGCUGAGUCCGGCCUGGCCCUACAUUACUACUUUAAGGAAACAAGUGUAGUCCCAGAGGAAGGAGGACGUACACCACUGCAUGUGGCAUGUGAGAGAGAGGAUAACUAUAAGGAAGCUCGGGAUGUCAUUUAUUUGCUGGUGAACCACAACGCCCACCUUAACCUAUUAUGGAGCGGGCACUCUCCACUUUCGUUGGCAGUGGCCAGUGGAAAUGAUCAGGCUGUGAAAGAACUUCUAGCAAAUGGAGCAGACCCUAACCUGCCGCUCAGUAGAGGAGUGGGCAGUGCCCUGUGUGCUGCCGUCAAUACGGACUAUGAGAAGGGAAGAACAUCACUUGCACGUAUUGCUAUGGUUGACAGGCUAAUUAAAGCUGGAGCAAACAUGCUGAUGCCCAUUACUAUCAGAGGAGGAAGAAAGAGUGCUGUAGGAACCGCCACAGACUAUGCCUAUUGCAAAUAUUUUCAGGAUAAAAGAAUAGCCCAUACUCCCUAUCAUGCGUUGUCACCAGAAGAUCGGGAUACAUUUAAUGCCAGAAAGAAACUUUUGGAGCAUUUAGGGAGCCUCACUCGGGCGGCAGUAACCCAGAAAGAAAAGGAGUGGGCAGAGGAAGUCAUAAUACAUGGUUGCCCAGGGUUGUCCAGAGAUACAGAAGCAUCCAAGAAUAACAGUGACAAACACAAUGAAUCAAACUUACAGUUGCCUCGGAAAGCCUUCUUUAAGUACUGCUACCAGUGUGGGCGUUCUGUUGGUGUCAAGCUCACUCCUUGCUCGCGCUGUCAUUCAAUAUAUACUUGUAGCAAGCAAUGCAAGAAGAAGUCAUGGGAUGAAAUUCACAAAGAGGAAUGUCUUGAGUUUUCAGGAAAACUUAGCUCUAAGCUAUCUGGAGCCAAAGCAAAAAAGAUUGGGCAGAAACCCUCUGAUGUCAUGGGCCGAUCAAACCAGCCAGAGCCAUCAGACAAGAUACAAGACUCAAGUUCAUUCAGCCAAAGGGUGCUGUCCAAUAGAAGGCAUGGAAUGCACAUAGAUGAACACUACCUUGGUGGUAGAAACCUUAGGGUACAAACAGAUAUGGAUAACAAGCUGGAGGCGUCAGGUAGAAGUCACGGGAUACACCCCAGUGGAGAAAGGUUUAUAUAUAGUGAAAACUAUAGUUUUAAUUAAAGGGACAGUCAUUCCUAGAUGCUUCUGUGCAUCUUGCAGCAAUAAGUGAAUAUAUUUACAUAAGAGUUAUACAUAAGCAAUAGGUCCUGUGCUAGGAGGAGAUUAGGUUUCAAUCUCUAUCCUAGUGCAUUGAGGGAUUUAGAGUUUUGUUUAAUGAUCCCCCUCCUUCUCAGUGCUACUUAUGCUCACAGCCCUAAGAUCUACUAGGAUUUCUUUACUAAUAUACUGUAGGUGCCAGUCCUUGUUCGUAGUUGCCAAUAGCAACAAAUCCAGCCUUUGCUUUCAUUUCCAAACUUGUAGCAGACUGUUCAAAAUGAAUUGCUAAUUGGUUGUGUUUGGCAACUGUUGUGCAAUUUAGCUCCCAUGUUAAAAAAUCAGAAUUCAUGAUACACCGUGGAUGCAAUGGACCUAAAGCCGAGUCAGAUGGAAAGGCAUUUGUGUACUUCAUGGGCACUAUUGUAAGAACUGUUCUAAAUGUAUUGAAGAUAAAACCACCGGCACUGCA